CCAUGCGAUCUUCUCAUUUUCGGGUUCUCCGCGGAGGUUCCGGCGGGAUGGAUCGAUAUAAAGCACCAACUUCCCAUAACUCCAGCAGCUCGCUAUCACUAGAACUUCUGUGCUUUCUGAAAGAGGCUCUUCAUCUCCAGUCAAGUAUCUCCAAAACUCCUCCAGACUAGUUGGUCCUCUUCCUAUCGGCAACGGCAUAUCCCCACAAUGACCCCCAUUGCCAUCACCUCCAUUCCGUACACAUUGUACCAUGGCACGUUCGUGCACACUCCGUCGUUGGACCAGCUUGAGCUCAAGUUCAACGCGUUGGUAGGCGUCAACUCCGAAGGAGAAAUCGACUUCGUCCACGACGAGUAUACCCUGGCGCUAGCGCCAGUGGAGUUCUUCAAGCAAUCAUAUCCAGACCACCACAACUAUACCACUAUCGAGUUCGUGGAUUACACUAAAGACCCCACCAAGUUCAUCGUCCCAGGAUUCGUGGAUACCCACAUCCACGCGUCCCAGUACCCCAAUGUGGGGGUUGGUUUGGGAACCCCAUUGUUGGACUGGUUGCACUCCUACACGUUCCCACUUGAAAACAAGUUCUCCGACUUGGACUUCGCCACCAAGAUCUACACCAAGAUCAUCCAAAAGACCAUCGCCUCGGGAACCACCUGUGCAUCGUAUUUCACCACCAUUGAUCCCAACAGCACCAACGCAUUUGCGGAUUUGCUUCUUCAAUACGGGCAGAGAGGUUUCGUGGGGAAAGUAUGCAUGGACCACAACGACACCUACCAUGCGUACGAAGAGGACUUCGCUUCAGCAAAGGAAUCAAUGGAUAAAGUCAUCGCUCAUAUCGAGAAAGUCAAUCCUGAGGGCCAGUCUUUGGUUACUCCCAUCAUCACCCCGCGCUUUGCACCUGUCUGUAGCAGAGAGCUCUUGAAGUAUUUGGGGGAAUUGAGCGCCUCCAGAAGCCUCCCAAUUCAAACCCAUAUCAGUGAAAAUAAGAAGGAAAUCGAGUUGGUACGUGAUUUGUUUCCUGAAUGCAAGGACUACACAGAUGUUUAUGACCAGCACAAGCUUUUGAACCAAUCGACAAUUUUGGCCCAUGCCGUUCAUUUGACGGAGGACGAAAGAACUGUGAUCAAGAACAAAAACUGCUCCAUUAGUCACUGCCCCACGUCUAACACUUUCAUUUCGAGUGGUGAAGCUCCAAUCAAGCAAUACCUCUACAAGGAUCAAAUCAACGUGUCUUUGGGUACGGAUGUGAGUGGGGGCUUUGAUCUGAGUAUUUUGGGAAUAGUUAAGCAGAGUAUUUUGGUUAGUCAUCACGUUGCGAUGACUGAGAAGGACUCCUACCACCAACUUCUGUUGAAGGAUGCCAUUUUCAUGGCAACUAAGGGUGGAGCAAUAGCCGUGGGUUUGGACAACACUAUUGGAAGUGUUGAGAAGGGAAGGAAGUUCGACAUGCAAUUGAUUGACUUGAGAAGCUACAACUCUAAUGCUGAUAUUUUCGAAUGGCAACUUCCUUCACAGGAGGAUCUGAAGGAAGAAAGAGAACUCAAGAUGAUGAACUUGUUGGGUAAAUGGAUUUUCACCGGUGACGACAGAAACUGUGUCAAGGUAUGGUGUAAUGGUCGGGUAAUAUUAGAUAAAUCAGCGCGAGAUGAGAGAUGGGUAAUGGUAGAGCCAUCCACGUCCGCUUAAUAGAAUCGCGAUAGGUAGCAUAUAGACGAUACACGAAUUAUGACAAGCAGGGGCUGUAGAAAGUUGCGAGUUUGCACAAGGACUUCCACCAGAAUAGUAAGGGG
This is a messenger RNA of Suhomyces tanzawaensis NRRL Y-17324, 1790 nucleotides long. Its product is annotated as guanine deaminase. Gene Ontology annotation, cellular component: cytosol. The transcript has a single exon. Bases 208 to 1686 code for a protein of 492 amino acids. NCBI's taxonomy places the organism in Eukaryota, Fungi, Ascomycota, Pichiomycetes, Serinales, Debaryomycetaceae. Gene Ontology annotation, molecular function: guanine deaminase activity; zinc ion binding. The record is from RefSeq and is a predicted model, not a curated record. Gene Ontology annotation, biological process: guanine metabolic process.